Messenger RNA from Phalacrocorax carbo (great cormorant), 2104 nucleotides. NCBI's taxonomy places the organism in Eukaryota, Metazoa, Chordata, Aves, Suliformes, Phalacrocoracidae. The record is from RefSeq and is a predicted model, not a curated record.
AUGACACUCAUCCACAAGGUGGGUCACCUGGUCAUAGAAGGAGAUCAGGUGGAUGAAAUUCCAGAUGGAGCAGUAAAACCUCCUAUGAAUAAAAUGCCUAUAUUCUUUUUUGGCACUCACGAGACGGCAUUCUUGGGACCAAAGGAUAUAUUCCCUUAUUAUGAAAAUAAAGAAAAAUAUGGCAAACCAAAUAAAAGAAAAGGCUUUAAUGAAGGAUUGUGGGAAAUUGACAACAAUCCCAAAGUGAAAUUCUCUCAUCAGCGGUCAUCAAGUAAACAGGAUAAUAAUUUACCUGCAGAAGACAAAGAGAUGGAUACUGUCAAAGAAGAUGAUGUCCCGUUUGAAAAACUCAGCAAAGAUGUGAUGAAAACAAAUGAUAUAUAUAAAGUAGCUAGAAGAGGAAGGAAGAGAAAGCCAGUUCCAGCCAGCGCAGCAACAGACAAAAUGGACUGACUGCGCACCAGUACUGAACCACUCAGGUGACUUUACAGCGCCUCUGCAAAAAAACAUAUUUAAGGAUGGUAAAUGCUGAGAAAACAAUGCCAGAGCAGGAUGACCAGCCCGCGGGGAACCCAUGAUGGAGCAGUCUGUUCCUGAAGGACUGUACCCCGUGGAAAGGAUCCACACUGGAGCAAGGGAAAAGUGUGAGGAAGGAGCGGCAGAGACGAACUGUUAUGAACUGACCGCAGCCCCCCAUUCCCCACUUUCCCCUGCACCGCUCGUGGGGGCAGGAGGUAGAAGAGUCAGGAACAAAGGAGUGAAGUUGGGUCUGGAAAGAAGGGGUGGGGUGGGGUAAGGUGUUUUUAGUAUUGUCUUUGUUUCUCACCAUCCUACUCUAUUUUUAACUGGCAACAAAUUAAAUUAUUUUUCCCCAAGUCAAGUCUGUUUUGCCUGUCAUGGUAAUUGGUGAGUGAUCUCCCUGUCCUUAUCUUGGCCCAUGAGCUUUUCCCUUGUCCUGCUGAGCAGAGGGAGUGAGAGAGCGGCUGGGUGGGGGUCUGUCAUCCGGCCAAAGUCAACCCACCACAGUGUGUAUAUUUAUUUGUAUUUUAUACCUCUGUUUGUUUGUGUGCCUACUGGGAAUACAUGCUUAGCCUCGCUACUGGUUGGACCUGGGGACAUGGAGCUGUGGCAGCCUCGCUUCUCUCAGGCUGUCGGAUUCAGAAACCCCUAACACUGGGGACAUAGAGAGAGGGAAGGCAGAGAGAGGGGGAGAGAGAAGGGGAAGACAGAGAGAGGGCAAAAGGAGGGGCAGAGAAAGAGAGGCUGAGAGAGAGAGGCAGUGUUGUGGUUUAGGUCAGGACAGACUAAAAGCAUGCAUUCAUUACUAUGCAAUAAUUGUAUCCACGUGAAGGAGUUUGGCAACUUAUUGCCUCUGUGAAAGAGUGAUUAUUAAUGCAUAGAACCUUGUCUCAAAUGUCUACAGGGACAAUUUUGUUUUGUUCGCUUUCUGUUCAUAGCCAUGGAGAUGUUAAGCUAUGCAUCCAUAACUGACUGUGCUGGUUUUGGCUGAGAAGGGGUUAAUACUCCUCACCGUGUGGGGGUCGGCUACAUUUCCAGCUUCCCGUGCUCUGCCACUUGGCGGGAGGCUGGGAGGGGCAGGGCCAUGGCGGGGGCGGCUGACCCCGACUGGCCAAUGGCAGGUUCAUUCCAUACCAUGUGACACCAUGACCAGUAUAUGGGGGGGGGCACUUUGCGGCUCGGAGGAAGCGUGGCGUUGGGUCGGCAGGCGGCUGUGUCGCAUGCGGUUUGUUUCGGCGGUUCAUUCCCCUCUCCCCUCCCUUCCCCCGCCCCAAGGUUUCACGCCUCUCGUUGUUCUCCUUUGCAUUGCAUUUCUGUUGUUGUUUCUUUUAAUUUUAAUUAUUAAACUGUUCUUAUCUCAACCCACGAGCGUUACCCUUCUGAUUCUCUCCCCCAUCCCACCAGUGGGGGAGUGAGUGAGUGAGUGACUGUGUGGGGCUGAGCUGCCAGCUAAACCACGACACUGACCAGCCAUUAUGACUGGUAGUUCCACUCCUUGGACAUAUGUAGCCCACACAGGUUGGUUUUUCCACCUAAUUCUUAGAAGUGCUCUUGCAUCUUAGGUGUGCAGCUCACAGCUAACUAC